AUGCCGUUCCCCUGGGCCCGCCACAAAGGGCAGACCCGUGAGCCCUCAGCUGCCCCUCGGGUCAGCCCUGGGGGGGCCCCGGAGUGGGAAGAGGAGCAGGGCUUGCAGGGCCUCCCCCCGCCUGGGAGAGUCCGCCCUGAUGGACCGGGGCCAGUGGCUGCCCGUGGAGAAGGCCUGGAGGCUCCCUGCAGUCACAGGGCAGGGGCCAAGCACAGCGUCUUCGGGGAGGGGGCUCCUCCCGCAGGGACCUCGGGUGCCCAGGGGGUGGCCCUGUCAAUCUGCCCAGCUCUGGGCCCCUGCCAGGAAUGGGCCGACAGACUCCCUCCAGGACCUGCGGACGGGGGCGGGGCCUGUUGCUCCCCACCGCCAGCCCGGGCUGGAAUGUUUGUCUUCAGUGUUUGCUUGGGGGGUGCCCGCUGGGCCCCUCCCGGGGGCCCCUUCCCGGCCCGGGCCCAGCUGAGUCCACAGCUCCAGUCCCUGGGGCGGGGGAGGGCGCCUGUCCCCCCCCCCGGAGACUGGCUCGGCCCCUCCCCCUCGGGGCUUCCCGGGCGCGGCGCGGAGAUUAUGCAAAUGCCCGGCGCCUCCUUAAUUAAAUCCCUAACGAGGCGCUGGGGCCGGGCCAGAGCGGCGCUGAAAGCCGGGGUCGCGCUCCGGAGGGGCCCGGCCCGUCUGCGACGGGAGCCCCCCGCCCCCCGCGCCCCUCCCGGGCCUGGGAACCGCUGCGAGGCGGGGGUGGGGGUGGGGGGCCGGCCCCGGAGACCCCCCCCCGCCCCCGACGGCGCCGGCGCGGACCCGACCCCAGCCCCCCAGGCGCGCCCGGGACCCGGGGAGGGGCGCGGCACCCCCAGCCCCCUCGGGCCUCAGUCUCCCCGUCUGCGGCGGGGCCGCCAGGGGCAGAGACCCCCGCGCCCCUUCCGACGCCUGCUGUUGGCCCAACAGCUCGGCCCCCGCGGCCCGCAAGGCCCGGAUUAG
This is a messenger RNA of Choloepus didactylus (southern two-toed sloth), 972 nucleotides long. Its product is annotated as basic proline-rich protein-like. The transcript is spliced from 2 exons. The coding region runs from base 1 to 972 and encodes 323 amino acids. The record is from RefSeq and is a predicted model, not a curated record. NCBI's taxonomy places the organism in Eukaryota, Metazoa, Chordata, Mammalia, Pilosa, Megalonychidae.